AUGGAGUUUCGGGACGCGGCGAGCGGCAAUACGGCGGCACUGCGGGAAUGGCUGCGGCAGCAUCCGGAGCGUGUGAACGUCCCCAGUUCCGGCUCGCAGUACACGCUGCUGAGUACAGCUGUCAAGUGCGGCCACCUCGAGACGGUGCAGAUGCUCGUUGGCGAGUUCAACGCCGACUUGGGGAUUCCCUGCGGGGGCAUGGGCAACACCUGCGUGCACACCGCCGCCUCCAACUGUUCGCCGGAGCUCCUGUCGUACCUCCUCUCCCGCCACCCCCCACUGAAGCCAAACGCGUUCAUGGAGUACCCUCGCGACCUGGCGGAGGCGGCGACUGCGGACAGGGCGAGCAAGGAGGAGUGCCUUGCCAUGCUACGCGCCUACGAGGAGGCCGCCGGCCAGUCGCUGCCGCGGAGGCUGCCGCCGCGGCCGCCGCAGUCGUCUACCCCUGUUUCUGUGCCGACACCGUCGUCGGUGCGCGACGCAAUUCGCGCGUUGAAGGUCGACAGCGACGGGGACUGCGAAGCCAGCCCUCGAACGUCGUGGCCGCGCUCCACACUCGCAGGCAGCGAAGUCUCCGGGAUGAGUGGCAUGGUCAAGGCGAGGCGCGACGGCUCGCGGAACACGCGCAACCUCGGGGCGCGGUCGUCGCUUCCGUUGGACCUUCAGGCCUUCCGGCGCCUGUACGGGAACGGCUUUGAUUUUACAGAAAGCACCCACGCGUACAUUAUACGCGGACUGCUGCCGUACACCUACAAGGGCAGUGUGUACGACACCCCUGUCAUCAUCAUUCUCUGCAAGCCCACCGCCGCCGCGGGGUCCCAGCAGGGCUCGCACAGUGGCCGUGCCGCAGGCAGGCCGCUGCCGCCGCCGCUGCUGCCGCCGCCGCCGCCCGCGGCCCGAUACCGGGCCCUCAUUGACCGUAAGCGACUCGGGGGCCUCUUCUUCAAUCGCCGCGCCACGUACAUUGACCCGGCCACCGCCGCCAUCAUCCCCAGUGAGGCGGAUGCGUUAUAUCACAAUCUGCUAGACUUUCUGCGGUGCGCCGUCCUGGACAACUUUGAGCGCAUCCCGCCGCUACUCUCGUCCAGCAAUGAGGAAAAAAUUGUCCCGGAAGGCCUCCCGCUCUUCCGCCUGCGCUCAAAGAGGCGGGAGGUCACGCUGCGUAUUCUGCGCGACCUGUCCUUAUUCUGCGACGGGGCCUUGACGUACGACAGCGCCACUCUUCGGGUGGAGGGGUUUCUGCCGCUGUUUAUCCUCACUUCAUUCCCGUCAAGAGGCGUCGCGGCAACCGCCGCCUCCGCCCCGCACCUUGACAGCCACAGCACGCGAGCGAGCCGCAACGGGCCUGAGGACGCGGCGCUGCCAGCCGAGCUUAUUAUGCGGCUGCCGCUUCGUGCCCAGUUUGAGGCAGACAGCAGCUUUGAGGACCCUCCGCGUGUGUACCUGACAAACGCCACCACCAACACCCCUGAAACACGGAGGAACUACAGGUUUCUCUCGCAAAUUAUCAUUGACAGCGGAAGCGGGGAGGUCCACCGUUGCAUGCUCAGCACACUAAGGAGCUGGAGGCAGCACGGUUCCCUCCUCGCCGUGCUGACGGAGCUGCAGCAGACUGCCACGCUACUUCUGACGGAGUAUUGUAGGGCAUCGCCGCUUUCGCGUGUGAGGGGCGGCGGGGGCGAGGUCGCCGUGGCGCGGAAAGUCGAACCUUUCAGUGCUGGAGCUUCUGCGACCCCCAUGCAGCGGCAGGCUCUGUUCGUGGACCCGGUGGAGCUGGAGCGGGACACGGGGUUUCUCCUGGUCGGCCGCCCAGUGACGGGAGCCGCGCGGAGCGCGACCUCCGACGACAACAACAACAGCAACGCCGACGCCUGGGUGUUAGUCUCCCACGCCGACGAUACGGACCUCACCGGCAGGUGCGUGAUCUGUGCGGAGGCGGAGCGGAAUGUCGUGCUGCUGCCGUGCCGCCACUUGGUGCUCUGUAGUGCAUGCAGUCUUCGCUACAAGGACCGUCUGGCAGAUGCGAUGCUGUGCCCCGUCUGCCGCACCCCCAUUGAAACCACGUUGGAAGUCUUCUUGUAA
This is a messenger RNA of Trypanosoma conorhini, 2082 nucleotides long. RefSeq lists its product as uncharacterized. The coding region runs from base 1 to 2082 and encodes 693 amino acids. The transcript has a single exon. Gene Ontology annotation, molecular function: ubiquitin protein ligase activity; protein binding. NCBI's taxonomy places the organism in Eukaryota, Euglenozoa, Kinetoplastea, Trypanosomatida, Trypanosomatidae. Gene Ontology annotation, biological process: protein ubiquitination; ubiquitin-dependent protein catabolic process. The record is from RefSeq and is a predicted model, not a curated record.